Molecule: messenger RNA, 4512 nt
Organism: Cydia amplana
Lineage: Eukaryota; Metazoa; Arthropoda; Insecta; Lepidoptera; Tortricidae
Exons: 10
Coding region: 249-4253 (1334 amino acids)
Source: RefSeq, a predicted model, not a curated record
AAAACCAGUAGUUGACGCUGUUUAUCGCUUGGGGGCGUCGUGUUCGUUAAAAAAAUGUUAGUAGGAAUCUGUCGAAAAUGAAGAAUUCGGUUUUGCUAAUAGUUAGAACUUUAGUUAUGUUGUAGGCGAAUAUUUUAUCAUGGUGUUUUAUUAGCUAGGUAGUGAAAUAUAUAAUUUCGAAGGGGCAGGCGGUGAAUCCGGUGCGUAAAGUCAUAAGACUUGUGUCAUCUGACUGCACUUCCUUUAAGAUGGCUCCUCCGCCGGAGUAUGAUAAGGAACCAAAAGCCCCGGAUAAAAGUGCGACUAAUAUUCCCAGUGAAGAUUCAAAAGCAUUGUACAAUCUAGUUAAUGAACAUCAAACCAAUUCGGACUCUAAAUCUACGAAUUCGUCUGCCAACGCCGAAGUGGAGAACAACAAACACGUGGAGACUCUAGACGACGGCCAGCUGCGCGCGCUGCUGGACGAGGCCAUCACCUACAAGUGCCCCAAGGACCGCGAGGGCAAGAGCAGCCUGUUCAAGGAGCUCCUCGAGGAAGUGGAGCAGGACGAACAGGACGAGCAGGCGUGCGCGGCGGCGGCGCGGCUCGGCGGCGGGCGCGCGCGGCGCGGCGGCGGGCGCGGGCGGCGCGCGCUGCCGCACUCCAACUCGCUACAGGACCUGGUGGCCGCGCUGGCCGCCGAGCCCGCGCCGCGCCGCGCGAGACACAGCCACCACCCGCCCGCGACCGUGUCCGCGAGAGCCAUACACGGCGGCAGUCUGCCCUCCGGCGUCGACACGUCGUUUCUUCUAAGCGAAGAGCCGAUGCGCGGCGCGGUGGCGAGCACAGUGGGCGGUGCGGAGUACGUGGCGACGGUGCGCUGCGUCAACCCCAGCCCGCUGGCCGAGCGCCGCGUGUCCGCCAGCGACGCGCACUGCCCCGACACCGACGCGCUCAACAGGCGUAGCAAGCCGGUGUUCCCGAUGUACACGGCGCGUGCGACGCUGGAGAUCGGCAGCGGCAGCGUGUGCUCGGGCCGCGCGGUCACCACCACCACCGCCUCCAACCAGGUGCGUACCCCCCCUCCCCACACACCAGGUAACACCCCCCGACCGCGCGGCCCGGAGCCGGCCCGCCGUGUCACGCCACUGACGGCCAGAGACCCCAGAGGGAGGAGCGCCCGCCCCCCGGACCCCGCGAGAGACAGAGACAGAAGCUUCUGGCACGACAAUGCGUGUGUCGACAAAUGGUAUCGAGGUCUCGAGGCUUACAAUGCACCGCUGGAUUGCCUGAGCGGCGCUAUGCUCGACAACAAAGACUUUUAUAAAAACGAGCAAAUCGACGAUUACCAUCAAAACUCGCCACAUCGAAGUCCUGUCAAAUUACCUAACAAUUCUAUCGUUACGUCGCGCCUUAUUUUAGUAUCUAAAGAUAAAUACAUUCCGGUAGCUAGUGAAAACCCUUAUGAAAAGAAACAUUAUUCGGAUAACCAUGACAUACCUAAAAUGUUAGAUGUAAAAGAUGUUGAGGAAGCUAUGGCUAGACAAGCAUAUCGUGAGCGUGUAGGAAAAGACUUAGUCGCGCCGUCUUUAGUAUCUUGUAAUCCUAAGAACGUUAGGAGUAUGUCGAUAGGCCCAUCUUUGCACGUUAAUAUCGAUAAAAAAUAUCAAAACCCAGGCACUAGUGACACCCGCGAUAAGAAUAAAGAUAAAUCUAAUCGUAAUACGCGUAAUAGAAAUGAACGCAAUGCGAAUGUCAAUGUCGUCACUGAUAAACCUGCACCGGCCAAGCCCGAUAGUAGUAAACCUGACAGACGAAGUGAAAUGAGUCAUAGUGGUAUUAGUAGUGCCGGGAAAACUAGGUCGCCUUCGCCUCGAACACGAAAAUCCGAAGUUAAUCGUAACUCAUCCAAACGAAAUAAUAUCGAGGAUAAAAGUAGCAAGGAUAACGACCAGGAAAAGCCUCGGAAGGAUAAAACGCAACUAGAAAAAGACCCAGUUAUUAUGAAAGAAAAUUCUCAAAAUAAUAUUGAACUAACUAAGAUAGAAAAGGCUGAAGAGAAAGAAAACCCUAUAAUAGAAAACGGUGAAGGGAAGGAACAUCCUACAAUAGAGGACAAUGAAACAGGAGCAAAACAAAUAACUCAAAAAAGCUUCUUUGAUUUUGUUAAAAUGGUGGCUGAUGAAGAAAAUCAGCGCAACGCUAACGAUGACAACAUAAGUUUCGUUGAAAUGAUUAUGACAAAAGACGAAUCUCGAACUGACGCAGAAAAUACUAAACCUGAAGUCAAAGACACAAACCUUGUUGAAAUGGUUUCAAUGGAAAGUUCUCCUGAAAUUGAAAACUCAAAUGAAUUUUCACUAUUCAUGGCGAAUCAACAGCGAUUACUUCGAGCUAUAGAAUCAAAUAACUCCCACGACGAGCAUAGCAACGAGACUUGUAUUCCCGAAACAGAAACUUCCAAAAACACUGAACGACCAGAAGACCAAGAGAUGCCUAAUGUUGAAACACCCACCGUAAAUCCAUUUAUACUCACAGUUGAAAGAGCGCUUAAUCCAGUCUCUGAAAUGGACUGCUUUGAUGAUAAGGACUCUGAAACUAGCGGCACAGAAAUGGUGGACAUGAGGCGGGCCAGGACAUCCGACUACGCGCAGGAACUGCCCGUCAACGCGUCCUAUUUCCUAACGCUUUACAAACGCUUACUCACAUCCUCCAGUAACAUAGAUAACACAGUAGAUAUUAAACCCAACGAGGCCAAGCCGCCGCUCGUCGCCCUCGACUCCACGGCCAAGCUGCCUAAGAAGAAAAAAGACAAAAUAACCGCCCGCCUCGCCAGAAAGCCGCACAACGAGAACUCGAACAAGAAGAAAGACAUCAUUAGAAACGCGCUUAAAAAGCUUUUUUUCGAUAACGUAACGCAAAGCGAUAGUGCAAAGCUGCCCAGCAAAGCUACCACAAAAGAGGUCGAUUCCGCUAUACCGUUUAGUUGCAUCACCAGUCCGGAGGUGGUGGCGAGCUGCACGACCACGGCGUCGGCGCAGGCGGCGGUGCCCGUCGACCCAAAGCCGGCGCGCAGCAUGGCGGCGUCCACGUUCAACGGCGCGCCGCUGCCGCGCGCCGGGCCGCACUUCACCACCGCCGCCGCCGAGCUGGAGUUUAAACAGAAAUCCUUGGACGAGAACGGCAACUCGGUACAGGGGUUCAGCUCGCCCCAAUCGGGCUCUAGUCAACAGAAGAAGCAGCGGAGAAAAAAGUCUUCCAAAAACGAGACCGUCAUCAAGUCGCACCACAUCGACGGGUACCAGGGCAACAAGGACCUGAACGAGGUGCUCCGGUUCAUAGAGUCCAACGAGCCCGAGCGUCCGAAACGACACGACGAUAAGAAGAAAAGGUCCGCGGAAAGGCGCAAGGAUAAACAGCCCCGGGCGUCGAGCCUCGACGACUUGUCCCGCGCCGCGCCGCCGCCCGCGCGGCCCGCGCAGCCCGCGCCCAAGCCCGAGCGCCGCUCCUGGGGCGACGAGCGCCAGCCCUUCUACUUCCGCGACCCCAACCCCGAGCCGGACCCCGAGCUGACCGACUUCCAGACGGUUACAAAGAAGCGCAAGCCGCGCCGCCGCGCCGACGAGCCGUCGCCGCGGCCGCCGCGCCCGUCGCCGCCGUCGCCGCGCGCGCGCUCGGACCGCUCCAACGACUCCAACGACGACCUGGACUCGGUGCACUCGCUGCCGGCGCUGCCGUGCCGGCCCGCGCCGCCGCCCGCCAGCUACGCGGACAUCGCGCGCACCAAGCACAACAUCCCGGACCUCAUCGAGAGCUGCAACUACUACGGCGAGGGCGCGCCCGACCCGCCCGCGCUGCCCGACCCCAAGCCGCAGCCGGGGGACGCCGAUGGCUAUCCGGCGCUGGACCCUCGGCCGCGGCUGCGCAAGCAAGGGGGCGGGGCCCGGGCGCGCAAGGAGCAGCGGCGCGAGGCGCCGGACGUGGUGGCGUCGCGGCCGCCCGUCAUCCUGCUGGACUCGGCCGCGCGGCCGCGGGACAUGGACGGCGUCACGUUCGGGUUCGACAUCGACGAGCGGCUGCUGGGCGCGCGCCGCUGCGACCUGCUCGCCUGCGAGCCCGUGCCCGUGCGAGCUGGCAACGCCGCGCUGCGCUACGUGCAGCCCGCGCCGCCCGCCGACCUCGCGCACCUGCACCAGAUCGUCGACUACGUGGGCACAGCAUGGGAGGACGUGGUGCGGUGCAGCAGCGGCAAGGUUCGCUACUUCAGCGAGUGAGCGCGCACUAGCGCCGACUAGUCGCUUAGUCAGAUCACUACAGAACUACUGGAACAGUCCCACGAGGACUCGUGUGCAGUGCAGUGCAGUGCAGUGCAGUGCAGUGACAGUGUAGUGGGGGUUGCAAACCCCAACCGCCCAGCGGCCCAGUCCAACUUCGAGCGUAUAUUAAGUGUUUUCGCUGUGAUUGUAAAGUGACUCUAUUUUCGCUUGUAAAUAAGAUGUCCACGAUCUAUUCUGAGCAUUUAUUGCAUUAAAU